CCAGCAUUCGGUGUCGUUUGGUUCCGCUCAGUUUGUAUUUAGCGCCUGUCGCGGGAGGUUCGUGCGUUCGGUGCGUUGUCGGUGUUUGGAAUUGAAUGUUUUUGAAACGGCGAUCGGUGGUCGAGUCGUGUGCCGGUAAUUUGUAUACGAAAAAAAAACAUAUUUGAAAAUGCAAGAUCGUUGGCAAGUGCUCUCUGCAAAGUGAGUGAGUGAUGGAUGCUUGCGUCCUUCAGUUCUUUUCUGAUUCAUAUCCUGCACCGAGGUGCAACAGUUGUUUCGUAGUUGGAUUCUGAGUGGAAACAAUAUUUCCAUAAUAAUAUACAUAUGUGUGCGUGUUUUCAAAAAGAGGCAAACAAGAAGUGGGAUUUGUUAUUGGAAAGUACAAACAGCGCUCCCAUAGACAUACACUCGAUGCGGCCGAGCCAGCAAAUCCCCGACAAAUCUUAAACCAGUUUUAAGAUACAUAUUCUUGGUGUCAGUGUGUGCAUGUUGAUUUUUUCCGGCAUUGUUUUCGUUUAUUUUUUUUAUACUCCGCGCUGCUGCUGGCUCUGCAUCUUUUUUGUGUACCCAUACCCUUUGCGCCUGCCCCUAAUCGCGUUUCCAUUUUCUGGCCAUCGUCCAGAUCCGAGGUUUUGCUUUUGGGCUCCGCGUGAGCAACAAGUACCCCCGCCUAGUACCUAUACCUAUACCUAUACCCAGACCCCUGCCAUCAUCUAUAUCUGUACCCAUACCAAGUGCCUGGCCGCGUCUCGCUCCGCCUGCCAUCUGAAAACCCGAAAAACUCGGAAAGAAACGAGCUUAAAUUCUAACGAGAUCAGCACGCCAGUUGGUAACUCUGCUCUCCCCAAUUGGUCCAAUUUGAAUGCGGUACGAAGCACCUCCAGAAUCCGGCGAAGAUCGCACAAGUAAUUCCGAAAGACCACCAACAAAAGAGAUUCGAACAAUGUAACGACAACUAAAACGAUCUAAACACAAUCGAAAGGCGGAAAAUUAUUGUAUUGCCCAGAAAUCAAGUUGAACAGACGCCAAAAAAGCACUUCAGCGAAAUCAGCAUGUCUUCCGGCCUGAUGUCGUGUGUAAGGGAAAACUCGCCGCCGCUGGAAUCGGAGUUGGAUGCCAGCUGCGCCGGGGGACCAUUGUCAUUGCCGGCGGGCCGCGCCCACCCGCACACCCACGGCGCCACCUCAACGCCCAUCUCCAGUCCAGGAAACGAUGCCCAUCAGUCCCCGACCGCCGAGCAUCCAAAUCAGCAGCAGCAACAGCAGCAGCAGAAGCGUCGUCGUUUCCAUCCGCUUCGUAACCUGCGUCGCAUCUUCCGGCGACGUACGAUUAAUAGCUCCACGGACAGUCCAGCAUCCUGUCAGUCGCCAGGACCCGGAUCCUGCAACACCUUGCCACCGCCCGCCAGCAGCAGCAGUGAGAAGAAUCUGCGCAGCGGGAUCGCCUCGCCAACAGGAUCUCCCCUGAAUCCCCAGCAGCUGAAGGAGAACUACCAGACGCAAUCGCUGCCCAAGUCCAAAUCGUACGGUUCGCAUCGCGAUGAGCUGCUAAGUGUGCUUCUGGGCAAAAAACGGGCCAGCAAGCAGGACCACAGCCAGGUUGCAGUCCAACCCGAUUCCCAAGCGCAGUCGCAAUCGCCGCAGGAAGCCAUGUACCAGGCCCAGCGACAGCAUGGCGGCGUGGCCGUCUUCCCGGAUUCACUAGUCCUUAACCGGAGCAGCUACUUUGCCGAGCAGAGAAUCCAACAGCGCCAUCUACGCAGCGUGGGUGACUCCUCGCAGGAACUGGAGUCCAACCUAGGCUUGGGAUCAGGAUCAGGAUCAGGAUCCGGAGCUGGUGGCGCCGCUGACAUCUCCGACAGCCAGCGUAGCCUCAGCGAAGGUCGACUCCUGGAUGUGGACGGGGAUUACUCUCGGGAUACCCUGUCCCAGUCACAUGACAGCGUCUUCUCUGAAUCGGCCACAGCCAGCAGUCUAUCCAUUGUACUCAAGUCUCGUCUGCGCUGUGAGGCCCACCAAAUGAUCGACUUUAAGCAGAAUCCCUUCAAGAUGAAACUGGGUGGCUCUUCCAUGGGCGAAAGUCGCCUGGGACGCAGUUGUCUGCGGGCUCGUUUCGUUUUCCGCUGGAAAAGCUGGGCGGAACUCACGGAUGUCCUGCGCAAGCGACGCAACAGACCCGAUGCCUCUGACGAGGAUUUGGGUCUGCCCCGCAGCCCGGCUUCUCCGCAACGGCGAGCAGGGGGUGGAACCAGCAGUCGAAAUACCUCCGGAGUGGGUCACCAAUCGCGGGGUCACCAGAGCGAGGUGUCUUCACUCAGCUUGCACAGUGUCAAUAGUGCCGAAGUGGAGACGGAGGACAGCCAGAGCUCCCAUCAAUACCGUCAUCACUCGCGAGUUUCCACCAGUUCAUCCAUCUCGAUGGGCUCGGAUAUACUGCGAUCACAUCACGAGGACGACGUGGACGCCGUGGGCGGAGAACGUCAUCGUCUUUCCCAUGCGGCGGCCAAGCACAAAAUGGCCAUUAGGCCUGUGAAAAAGAAAGGACCCACCAGGCAGCACCGGAUGACAUUGGAGACUUCCAUUCCGGAGGCCAAUGAGGAUGUGCUAAAGAUUAGCCCUGGAUUGAGGGCUGUCCAUGAAGCCGAUCUCAAGAUCAAGACGCGCUCUUUGCCACCGAAAACUUUAACUGCCAUUGCACCGCCGGUUCAGGCUAACGCCGCCAGCUCGGUGACAACCAAGCGAACCAAUACAAUCGAGCAGAGCUCCACCAUCACCAGCACCACUAAGACCACAAGCUCGUCCUCCACGACAUCUCAGAUGUUCGGACUUCGAGGUCUGACCAGCAAGAGCAACGCUUUGCUGGAGAAUCGCGGAGAGUCUUCCACGGAUGGGGACGACUUCCUGGCCAACGAGCGGGAGAAGGAGAACGAGAGUGGAUUCCUGCGCCGCCUGAUCCACCGGAACUCCAAGAGAUCCAUAGCCAGGGCCAACGACGGAGUUGAGGAUACAGAUUCCAGCCAGAGCGUGGCCAAGAAGCUGCAGAUCUCAACCUCCUGCUUGGAGGCCGCUGCUCGGGAUGCCGUUCAAGUGCCGGACAAGUCACGCAGUGCCACAUCGCACGAGCAGCACAUCCAGGAGACGCGACAAACAAUCAAGCGGGAGAUUCACAACGAGGGCAAGCACGGAUUGAACGCCAUGGUCAGUAACUACGGUGUGCAUCCACAUCCACCCACGGCAUUAAAGCCGAAAUCAGGUCCUGCCGCCAGGCAGCGAUACAUGCCCAAGGAACUGGGAGCUGCUCCGCUGGAGAAGAUCACCUCGGGUAACGAUGUGACCAACUUGCUGUCGAAGAGCUCGCGGGGCAACGACACCUUCCAGUCCACCACUUUGGUGCGGGAACAGCAGAACAAAGUGGAGACCUCAACGCAUUUCGAGAGGAAACCAAGGAUUGUGGGCUUGAGUGCCUUCCAGCAGAAGCUAUCGCGAUCCAGUGACUCAGUGGGCCAGCACUCCAGCUCCUCCAACUCGUUGGAGACCAGCACGGAUGAGCCCUCGCCCCUGUACUACGAGGAGAAGCAGCGCAAGACAAUUGAAAAGUCCCGCAGCUUUCGAAAUUAUGAGGACGAGGCUGUGGACUCCACGGCCGUGCACAACAAUAUGCCGAGUUUGCCGGAUCUGUCGCUAAGUUUUCGUGUGCCUGCCUACCACAAGCAGGCGCCACAAUCGCCCUGUUCCCCGAUUUCCUCCAACGCCAAGUGUGUGUCACUGGGAUUCGAGAUCAACGACAACAAAUUGCUGCAGUCCCGAGCUGAAUCCACGGGCCAGUUGCCAUCUGCUGCGAAAAUCUCACCGCAAAAGGCCGCUUCCACAAAGCUAAUAGUUAGUAGUCCGGGUUCGGCUGAUAUCUCCAAGAUCGAGCAGAACAUUGACCUUAUCGUGAAAUCACCUCUGGUGAGCGUUCUAAGGAAAUCCGGUAAUGUGGCGGAUAAGCUGCCCAAGGAGCAAACUGCUCCGACCAAACAGCGACCUAAGCUACUCGAUUUGGGAGCAAAGAUGACAGCUCCUGCGGCAAAUCCAAGUCCCAGCCCGGCAAGUCCUUUGACCAAGAGUGCCAAGCUCUCGAACAGUCCACCCACCACACCGGCCAAAGGUCAGGGAUCCUCCAACAGCAGUCGCCGGAAUUCCAGUAACGUGGAGAAUAACGGUGAGCCGGAGUUCAUGAAGAUCCAGCUGAAUCGCGUGGACCAGGCGCGUCUGCACAACAAGACCAAUCACUUGGUGCUAGCCAAGAACUUUAAGUCGCCCACGGAGCGGAGUCAGAGCAACGAUGAUCUCAGCUUCCGACGGAGCAGCGAAGAAAAUCUGGCGGGAAUCGAGAUUGUGGAGCACCCUCAGCCGAAGCCUCUAAGUCCGGCAAUCAGGCCAACGGCACUGGAGCCCAGCUUGAGCAGGCAAUUGAAAUCCGUUAGUGCCACUAGUAUGAGGAAUAGCUAUGGUAGUAGUAGUGAAGGAUUAGCCACUCCAGUUACUCCAGUCACUACACCAAGCACACCUAAAAGCAAUGGGUUUUCGAAAAGUAUUCUCAGUGCUCCCAAGAACGUAAAGGAAGUUAAAGAUACCAAGGAGCCAGUCAGCCCGAAGGAGCCAGUGAAGAGCAAUCGCCUCUCUCUGGAGGAUCGCAAGCGGUUAUUCCUCAGCGAAGAGCGAACGAAGUCAGUGGAGCAGCGCAGGAAGUCCAUUACCAAGACAGAAAGCACUGCUCCACCCACUCCUUCGGUGAUUCCAGCCACGCCCGCCAUUCCAGUCACUCCGGUUACUCCCACCUCUCCCGAAAUAUUCGAGGUCAAUGGCAACACUUCACCCACCUCCAAUCCCGUGGUGUUGCGCAAGAAAUCCUUUGCGAGCUGCAAUGGCAAUCCCAGUCCCUCCAAGGACGAUCCCACACCCGAGCUGAUGAAGGUCUUUGCCCGCCGUUCACUAAAAGUGAAGGAUGAUGACGUUGUGACAUUGCCACAGGUACAACCAGCCGCUCCAGUGAGCAGCAACAGUAAGAAGCUGUCGCCCAGUGGAGGCGGAGGUCAGAGCGUGGAUAGCGACAAGGAGAAUCAGUCGAACAGCGAGGAGAAGCUGGACAAGCUGGCGCCCAAGAGCGAGCCCCAGGCGACCCAUCACCCCAGCACCAAUCGCAAUUCGGUUGCAGACUUCCGCAAUCUCAACAAUAAUAACAAUAACCAUCAGCAGCAACAGAAGGUGCCACCCAAGGUGGUCACCUACCUGCCCCCCAUUAAGACCAGCAAUCAGGGCCGCAAUAGCCUGAAUAACAAUAUAAGCAAUGGUAAUGGGAGUGCAAGGCCCGCUGCUGAAAGGUUUUCCCUGCAACUGAAGCAGGCCAACCCGACAGCAACUACUCCAACGUCUCCGGCAGCAGCAACACCUGUUGCAGCACCAACUGCAACAUCUGCAGCAGCAACAGCAUCAGUAGCGCCCAGUAAACCCAUCGAGAGAUCAGCCACCGUGGGCGAGUUCAAGGGAAUCCACCAGAGACGCGCCGAGUGGGAGCAGAGGGCCAAGGAGGCGCUAAAGUAAUGGAUUAGUUAUUUGGGAUAACCUAAAUACUCCGCCGACCAGACUGUACCUAGCCUAGCUGCAAUCCAAGUGCUUUUGUCUAGUGAUGCGCUCUCCUUCAAGCAAAUAAAGCCAACUGGGAGGCAACAAAUAAUCAAAUUAUCAUUAUAAUCGUUAGCUUAAAACCUGUAAAGAAUCGCAAAUGAAAUCAAAGUUGAGGGCGCCGGACUGGCGAGGUCAUCCAAAGACAAUAGCGACCUGCUCGAUUCCGGUGCCCGAAAAACUCGAUAGGCAAUAACUAUAUACCGAUCUUCAAAAAGUGACUAGAUUAUAUUUAUUUUUAGUCUGUUCAGAGUAUCGCUUACUAUUGAAAGCUUCUCAGUUAGGCUUCGAUUCGAAUUUGUUCUGUGCAUGUCGAAAAAUGUUUUGAAAUAAACUAAAUUACGUCUAUUAAUUGAGAGUCAAGAAAACUGUAAGGACUGUGAGUAUAAUUACGCGUAGCAAGGAGCCUGAUAUUCGAAACAUUUGAUUUACUUUAAGUUGAUAAUUUGCAAGCUUUUAAUUGGUAGAAGAGAUUGAUUUUACUAUUUAGACUAACUAUUAUUACUUAUUAGUAUCAUGUACAUGUUUCGAAGACCUUGUUUAUGUAUAAUCUAUAGAGUCUGUCGAGAUUGCAGACCCAUAUGAAUGUAAACGUGUAGAAAUUUAAUCAUAUUCACACCCAAGUGUAUGUAAAACAUUGCGAGUGUAUAAUUGUUUUCGAAGUGUCAAGUUUGUAAAUGUACAUACAACAAAUAAAAACGAUUUAAUAAAUAUCCAAAU
Molecule: messenger RNA, 6386 nt
Organism: Drosophila melanogaster (fruit fly)
Lineage: Eukaryota; Metazoa; Arthropoda; Insecta; Diptera; Drosophilidae
Exons: 9
Coding region: 1053-5585 (1510 amino acids)
Source: RefSeq, marked reviewed